Aureobasidium melanogenum CBS 110374 is the source of this 1896-nucleotide messenger RNA. RefSeq names its product Bromodomain-containing protein. The coding region runs from base 1 to 1896 and encodes 631 amino acids. The record is from RefSeq and is a predicted model, not a curated record. NCBI's taxonomy places the organism in Eukaryota, Fungi, Ascomycota, Dothideomycetes, Dothideales, Saccotheciaceae. The transcript has 6 exons. Gene Ontology annotation, biological process: chromatin remodeling. Gene Ontology annotation, molecular function: protein binding. Gene Ontology annotation, cellular component: RSC-type complex.
AUGGACCGCAACCGCAAGCGCAAAGCAACUGAUGCCGCAUCGCCCAAGGUUGAGAACAGCGCAAGCAAGCGUCAAAAGACCAGACUGGAACACGAGACGCCGCAGACGACAACGACCAUCGGCCUGCAGUUCAUCGACCACCUCAAGUCGGCCAAAGACAAGACUGGUCGCUUGAUUGCCGACCUGUUCAUCGACCUGCCCAGCAAGAGAGAACUGCCCGACUACUAUCGCACCAUCAAACUACCAAUUGCAAUCUCGACCGUCCAAGACAAGCUCGAGCGCCAUGAAUACCCAACCCUCAGCACCGUCGAGAGCGACAUCAAGCGCAUGGUCGCCAAUGCAAAACAGUACAAUGACGACAAGUCGACCGUCUACCAAGAUGCCGAGCGCAUUCGCAAGGCCCUGUCCAACUUCAUGACCAAACACAACCCCGCCUACAAGGAUCCCAACUACAUUGCCAUCCCCACGCCCAUUCCUGGCGGCGACGACGAUGCCACUGCCUCGUCAGCCCCUCCGACCCGCGAGACCAGCGAGCAACCAAAGAAGAUCACAAUCUCUCUCAAGGCCAAUCGCGAUCGCAAGUCUUCAGCUGCACCACCAGCCGCAUCAAGCCCGGCACUCGCCCAAGAUGACUCGGACCCAGCAGACUUUACUGGCAAGACAUUCCAACAAGCCCAAGAACACAUCAUCAACGGCCUGAUCAGCCACAUUGAUCAAGAUCUCGAUAUCUUCCAGCCUUUCGUCACGCUACCUCCCCGAACAUUGACCGAUUACUACAACAUCAUCAAGAAGCCCACGUCGCUCACUUCUGUUCGUAAGAGAGUACGGGGACAACACAGUCGUGGGCCCGCAACAAUGCAGACGGAUUUCAAAACGUGGGAUGCUUUCGAGGACGAGGUUUCAUACAUCUGGCGCAAUGCGAGGGACUAUAACGAGGACGGAAGUGACAUCUUCAACUUGUCAAUCGAGUUUGAGGAUCUCUUCAAGGAACGCCUGGCCAUUGCAAAGAGUCAAGUCGACGAGCCCACACAACCAAAGAUCAAGCUCAACGCCCCAAGACCAAAGCCUGUACUACACCUUGGUGCUAGAGGAUCGCCAGCCCCACGAGGCACUCCUGCCGACGACAAGAAAGAAGAGGCAGUCACCAACGGUGCAACCGCAAGCAGCGCUGCUGCAUCACGAUCCAACUCGCAAGUACCAACCACAGCGAAUGCAACGGCCAUCACAGCGUCAAGCCCAGUCGCAACAACAACAGCAGUCAAGACGGAAAAGUCUGUCGCUGCUUCCCCCUCCCUCGCUACAGUCCGUCCACAAAGCAUUGCUCCAGACGCCAAGCAGAGCCCUAGACCUGGCACGGCCAAUGCCAUGCUCCCACCACCUUCUGUCCGUGGCAUCAGUGGCAGUCCACACCCCUCAAUGCUACCCCACGUUCCCCACGUACCGCAAUACGUCCCUCCACCAACCUUCCUCGACAAAUAUGCCCGCUCCAAGCCUGUCUCUGAAGCUCUUUUGCCGAGUCUUGUCAUCACGGCCCACCCGCAACUCAACAACCCUAAACCUUUCCGUCUAGACGUUCCACCCUCCAACAAAUUCACCCAGCAGUCGCUUACCAUGGCCAUUCCCUCCGCCCAAUAUUACAUCAGCAUCAUUCCCACUGUUUCACAGCGACUUUUGAUGCAACGACAAUACAAACUAUUUGUCACCCUCAACAAUGUCCGCCUCAUGAGCACCGUCCGCGACUUCAUGGUCGGUGGAGUUGCGGAUAGGAAAAUAGUCUACGAUACUGCCCUCAACGCUGGCGUCAACAGAAUCGAGGUCGAAGUUGUCGCUGUUUCUGGUAGAAAUGGUGCUCUUGAGAUGGAGAAGGUGACAGUGUUUGCCAAUCUCUUGAAGUAG